Messenger RNA from Exophiala mesophila, 1930 nucleotides. RefSeq lists its product as uncharacterized. Gene Ontology annotation, biological process: protein neddylation; positive regulation of ubiquitin-protein transferase activity. Lineage: Eukaryota; Fungi; Ascomycota; Eurotiomycetes; Chaetothyriales; Herpotrichiellaceae. Gene Ontology annotation, cellular component: ubiquitin ligase complex. Bases 776 to 1708 code for a protein of 310 amino acids. The transcript is spliced from 4 exons. The record is from RefSeq and is a predicted model, not a curated record. Gene Ontology annotation, molecular function: cullin family protein binding; ubiquitin-like protein binding; ubiquitin conjugating enzyme binding.
CCCGUGAUCUCCAUUGUUGAUUGUAGAAUUGACAAGAGAGAAAAGGCUGGAUACAGACUUGGAGUCACUAGCUUGGACGUUGGCUACUGUUCAAGAGUCGUGCGACUGAGCCAAGAAGCACCGUGCAUCACGGUCAUCACGCUCUGCCGAAACAAGGUCGCUCGUCCUGUCGGAACCCGUCCCACGCCCCUUCGAGGGUCUCAACCCUAAGACCAUCGCCAGCAUCAGCCAACAUGCCCUCCUACACCACAUCUCAGCGAAUCUCAAUCUCUCAAUUCAUAAGUUUCACCCAAGCGAAAGAGAGCAUCGCAGCCAAGUUUCUCAAAGCACACGACUGGAAUGUGGAGAGGGCGCUAGACUCGUAAGUUCAUCCUCGUGACUUCCAGUACCAACCCACAAUCUAUCUGCCUUUCGCAUGUACGCAUGUACGAGAUUGGAAGCCAGCAAGCCCUGCGUGCUCUGCUCACGACUAUAUCUUUUGUAACCCCCGCGAAACUCUGUUGUCUGUGAAUGACAUACGCCCUGGAUGUGUCGCAGAGUUCAACAACACCACCACCAACAACAACAACAACAACAAAGGAUCAGUGAUUCACAAUUCCCUGUGUUCCCUGUUUUGCAAAGGCUCGAGGCCACUCAUUGCCAAGCCACAUGUCUCGGGUGUCGUGCCUGCUACUUUUAUCAACCCUGAUCUUGCCCUCCUUCCUGCCUACAACCGUGGCCUGCAUCUGGGACAAAUUUUCUACAGGGAGUUUCCAACAGAAUCAGCACACCAAAGAUGCCUGGGAACAAGAAGCGCAAGCGCGACGAGGUCCAAACACCACUGGACCCUGCGCCACCCGCAAAGCAGGCAAAGAUCCCUAUCAACCGAACCAAACCCCCUGCCCCUUCCCAUCAGGAUCCAUCUGCGAAUCCAAGUCAAACCAGCGCCAUGAGAGACGGGCCUCCUACUCAUCGUGCCAAAGGCAAACCCCGAAAGCGAACGGCAAAAGGCAACGGAUUUUAUCAGAGCGGCUCCGGAAAUGCGACUGUAUCACCUAUCCAACAGAACCUGAGCAAACUCUUCGACCAAUAUCGUGACAACCCAGAAGACAGCCCAGAUAGUAUUGGUAUCGAUGGGGCUCAGCAGUAUCUGACAGAUCUGGGAGUAGAAUUGGAUGAAGUCGCACACCUCGGCAUCUGUGAUCUGUUGCAAUGUCCAUCCAUCGGCGAUUUUGAGCGAGAGACGUUCAUCUCGGGUUGGCGCAGCGUCUCAACGGGAGACAAACCCUACGACACGACAUCACGACAGGCUCAGUAUGUGGAACUUAUUCGCCGAAAGCUGGUCGCAGAUCCCGCCUUUUUCAAACAAGUCUACCGCAACGCGUUCAAACUUGCCAAACCAGACGGACAGCGAAGUGUCCCGGUCGAGUCCGCAGUCGACUUCUGGACCAUGUUUUUCUCGUCAGAAAAAGGAGGAAUUGAGUGGAAUACGGCCUCGACAAAAUGGUUGGAUCUAUGGACCGAGUUCUAUCAAUCCCAUUGCAAGCGACCAGUCAACAAGGACCUUUGGAACAUGGUGGGGGAGCUGGUUGCCAAAACCCGUGAGGCGAAUGGCGAAUCCUUGGAAUGGUGGAACGAGAAUGGUGCCUGGCCCAUGGCUAUCGACGAUUUUGUUUCCCAUGUCAAGGAACAGCGGAAGACGGCUGGCGAUAGCAUGGACACUAGCUGAGAGAGAUCUUGGAUGAUGAGAUGAUUCGAAGCAACUGUCACUGUGGUGCAAACAGCUACCUCCCCGUCAGUACAGAGUAUUGGGUUUAUUCGUCCAUCAUGAUUCAUGAGCCAUGACAUUGACGGCACUGGCGAUCACAUAGCAUUGGCAUUGGAAUUGGCAUUGUCAUGCCCUUGAUGUCACAGAAAACCAUCGAGUAAUCAAUUAAUUAGUUGAAGCAAA